UCCUAUCAUCUACGUUCUAAUAUUUUAAACUGGCAGAGCCAAAAAAGCAAGUGCGAGGAAGCUGUCAAGACAGCAAUAGAAGUUGGCUUCCGUCACAUUGAUGGCGCAUACUUAUAUGACACUGAAGAUCAGGUUGGACGCGCUGUUCGACAGAAGAUUGCUGAUGGGACAAUAAAAAGGGAAGACAUUUUUUACACAGGAAAGCUUUGGAGUACCUUCCACCGGCCUGAGUUAGUUCGGAAGUGCUUAGAAGAAUCUCUGAAGAAGCUCCAGUUUGACUACAUGGAUCUGUUCAUAAUUCACAGUCCUUAUUCUAUGAAGCCUGGCCCAGAAUUAAGGCCCAGGGGAGAAAAUGGAAAAUUAAUUCCUGAUGUGGUAGAUCUUCGUAAAACAUGGGAGGCGAUGGAGGCGUGCAAAGACGCAGGCUUGGUGAAGUCUAUUGGAGUGUCUAAUUUCACCAUUAAGCAGCUGGAGAUGAUCCUGAACAAGCCAGGGCUGAAAUACAAGCCUGUUUUGAACCAGGUCGAAUGUCAUGUCUAUUGGAGCCGAAACAAGCUGCUGGCCUUCUGCAACUCUCAUGGGAUCCUCCUGGAAGCAUAUAGUGUCUUGGGAACUCAGAGGGAUCCUGCAUGGAUAGAUCAGAACUUACCUGUUCUUCUUGAAGACCCAGUCCUGAACGCCAUUGCCAAGAAGUACAGCCGAACCCCGGCUCUGGUGGCCCUACGCCAUCAGUUGCAACGUGGUGUGGUGGUCCUUGUCAAGUCUUUCAACAAACAUCGCAUUGAGGAAAUAAUCCAGGUAAAACAGCAAAAGUAAACGCUUGCCACUGCACCU
This is a messenger RNA of Pogona vitticeps (central bearded dragon), 834 nucleotides long. The record is from RefSeq and is a predicted model, not a curated record. Lineage: Eukaryota; Metazoa; Chordata; Lepidosauria; Squamata; Agamidae.